GGCGAGGAACGGCAUCCGGAGUGCGAGCGUCGCGGGGAGCGAGGGAGCGGCGGCGGCGGCUCGGGAGGCUGAGCCGCCGGCCCCUCCGCAGUGCAUCAGCGCGGCGGCCCUGCCGUCCCUCAGGGCGGCUAACACGGGGCUUGAUGCACCGGCGAACAGGCUCCGAGCUGCUCGGCGACUUGUUUUAAGCAUCUUCUCCCUCGCUCUCGCUUUUAAUCUUGUCUCUAGUGGCGUGUGUAGGGGGGAGGACUUUAUUUCCAUUGGCUAAGCGCUCCCUUCCCACCCACAUCCCUUCCACAUCACCUUGGUGUCUCCCUAAAUAAAACCAGCCCUCCUUAUCGCCUGGAAAAAAUCAGGAGCUAGAGUUUGAAUGGGUUUUAUAUAAACACUCACCCCUGUCAGCGUGCGGCUGGGCUCUCAGCAGAAACUCACAGCGUCUGGCCUGAUGCUUGCCUGGUUGCUCUCCCCCUGGAUCGCCAGGGUGUAAAAGCACAGCGCGUGGACUGGCAACUCUGCCCUGAAAUCUCGUCAACCUGAAGCCAGUUGCGGAACUGCACAGGGUCCCGAUGGACCUCAAGGAGAGCCCCAGCGAGGGCAGCCUGCAGCCUUCUAGCAUCCAGAUCUUCGCCAACACAUCCACCCUGCACGGCAUCCGCCACAUCUUCGUAUAUGGGCCGCUGACCAUCCGGCGCGUGCUUUGGGCUGUGGCCUUCGUGGGCUCCCUGGGCCUGCUGCUGGUGGAGAGCUCCGAGAGGGUGUCCUACUACUUCUCCUACCAGCACGUCACCAAGGUGGACGAGGUGGUGGCCCAGAGCCUGGUCUUCCCGGCCGUCACCCUCUGCAACCUGAAUGGCUUCCGGUUCUCCAGGCUCACCACCAACGACCUGUACCAUGCCGGGGAGCUGCUGGCCCUGCUGGAUGUCAACCUGCAGAUCCCGGACCCGCAUCUGGCCGACCCCACGGUGCUGGAGGCCCUGCGGCAGAAAGCUGACUUCAGGCACUACAAACCCAAGCAGUUCAGCAUGCUGGAGUUCUUGCACCGCGUGGGCCACGACCUGAAGGAUAUGAUGCUCUACUGCAAGUUCAAAGGGCAGGAGUGUGGCCACCAAGACUUCACCACCGUGUUUACAAAAUAUGGGAAGUGUUACAUGUUUAACUCAGGCGAGGACGGCAAGCCGCUGCUCACCACGGUCAAGGGAGGGACAGGCAACGGGCUGGAGAUCAUGCUGGACAUUCAGCAGGAUGAGUACCUGCCCAUCUGGGGAGAAACAGAGGAGACGACGUUUGAAGCAGGAGUGAAAGUUCAGAUCCACAGUCAGUCUGAGCCGCCUUUCAUCCAAGAGCUGGGCUUCGGGGUGGCUCCAGGGUUCCAGACCUUCGUGGCCACACAGGAGCAGAGGCUCACAUACCUGCCCCCGCCAUGGGGUGAGUGCCGGUCAUCGGACAUGGGACUCGACUUCUUUCCUGUUUACAGCAUCACCGCCUGUAGGAUUGACUGUGAGACGCGCUACAUCGUGGAGAACUGCAACUGCCGCAUGGUGCACAUGCCAGGGGAUGCCCCUUUCUGUACCCCUGAGCAGCAUAAGGAGUGUGCAGAACCUGCUCUAGGUCUGCUGGCGGAAAAGGACAGCAAUUACUGUCUCUGCAGGACCCCCUGCAACCUGACCCGCUACAAUAAGGAGCUCUCCAUGGUCAAGAUCCCCAGCAAGACGUCAGCCAAGUACCUCGAGAAGAAGUUUAACAAAUCAGAAAAAUACAUCUCAGAGAACAUCCUUGUGCUGGAUAUAUUUUUUGAAGCUCUCAAUUACGAGACAAUUGAACAGAAGAAGGCGUAUGAAGUCGCUGCCUUACUCGGUGAUAUUGGUGGUCAGAUGGGAUUGUUCAUUGGUGCUAGUAUCCUUACCAUACUAGAGCUCUUUGAUUAUAUUUAUGAGCUGAUCAAAGAGAAGCUAUUAGACCUGCUCGGCAAAGAGGAAGAUGAGGGGAGCCACGACGAGAACGUGAGCACCUGUGACACGAUGCCAAACCACUCCGAAACCAUCAGCCACACUGUGAACGUGCCCCUGCAGACCGCCCUGGGCACCCUGGAGGAGAUCGCCUGCUGACACCCCUCGGGCCACCCACACCCCCACACAGACCUCGAGGCCCAAGACCCAGGACAGGGGACAGCAAGGCAGGUGGGAUGGCCCCUGACAACGACGGAAGGAAGCAAGAGCCCCCUAUGCACACAUUGCAGACUCUGCCCAGCCGCGCCCCGGGCCCCGCCGCGCGACCCUCCCAGGAGACAUGAGUCGCGCUCGGGAACUGUCCCAGAACCGACCUGCCAUCACAUCUCACUGCCAGAUGUACAAAGCACCUGCAUGCUCAGACUUCUCACGGCGCCAGCGCCACGUCGUCCUGUCCACGCGGCAGGACCAGACUCCAGCCCCAGAGUCGGCGGGAGGCCACGCUGGCAUCGAAACCGUGCAGGCCAGAGAGAAGCCGCAGAACUCCCCGCUCCAUCCGGUCCUGUGUCAUUCGUGAAGGUUCUUAACCUGACCACAAUCCCCCCUCCCCCAAGCUGGCCCCCAGGCCUCUGGGCUGCAGGUGACUAGUGGCCAUCUCCCCUGCACCCCCGCGCCUGCGGAGGCGGCCCGGCGGCCUGGGGUCCCCAGCGCCACAUCAUUCUUCUCUGUGACACAGCCUGUACAGUCUGAUCCAUUUUUUAUUUGGGGGCUUUUUCGUUCGUCUGUCGGAGGUUUUUUGUUUUCCUUUGUUUUAUGGCCUUUGGUUUUGACGUUCGGUUGUUUUUUUUCCCCGUUUUCUUUGGCGUUUAUUUAUUCGUGCUUCGAAUCACGGUCAUAUUAAAAGCUGGUCUUGUGGA
Oryctolagus cuniculus (rabbit) is the source of this 2863-nucleotide messenger RNA. It is a transcript of the gene ASIC2, whose product is annotated as acid sensing ion channel subunit 2. Gene Ontology annotation, cellular component: plasma membrane. NCBI's taxonomy places the organism in Eukaryota, Metazoa, Chordata, Mammalia, Lagomorpha, Leporidae. The record is from RefSeq and is a predicted model, not a curated record. Gene Ontology annotation, biological process: sodium ion transmembrane transport. Gene Ontology annotation, molecular function: ligand-gated sodium channel activity.